This is a messenger RNA of Rattus norvegicus (Norway rat), 1032 nucleotides long. RefSeq names its product mitochondrial calcium uniporter regulator 1 (gene Mcur1). Bases 1 to 1011 code for a protein of 336 amino acids. Lineage: Eukaryota; Metazoa; Chordata; Mammalia; Rodentia; Muridae. Gene Ontology annotation, cellular component: mitochondrial membrane. The transcript has 9 exons. The record is from RefSeq and is marked validated.
AUGGACAGCGGCUCCUUGGCGGCCGAGCGGCCGAAGCGCACACCGGGUCGCCAGCGGCUCCUGUCCUCCGGCUGCGGAGUUCCGGUGCGCCCCGGCGUCUCCACGCUGCCCGGCGGACGAAGCUGGCUAAGGCCUCGAGGACGGACCGCCCGCGCGUCCCGGCUGCUGCUCCUCUUGCUCGUGCCCUCCCCGCGCCUGGCCGCCACCGCCCCGCGUAGGACGCUGGCUGAGCGCUCGCGCCCGGGGCUCGUCAUCCCCGCGGCCGCGCUCGGCGCUGGCAGGAACGCGCUGGGCCGUCUGCGGCUGGGUGCCCGGCGCGUGGCCGCGCUCGUGAGCAGCCGGAGAGAGCUAAGCCUGUCUGCUAGGUGCCAUCAGCUGGAGCCCAGAAAGGGGAACUUGCCCACCUCUGUGAGUCGGCAGCUCUACUUUGACACCCACGCUCUGGUGUGCUUACUUGAAGCAAAUGGGUUUACCAUUCAACAAGCAGAAAUCAUUGUGUCGGCAUUGGUCAAGAUUACGGAGACCAACAUGGACAUCAUCUACAAAGACAUGGUCAGCAAGAUGCAACAGGAAAUCACUCUUCAGCAAAUUAUAUCUAAGAUUGCUAACGUGAAGAAAGAUAUGAUCAUCUUGGAGAAGAGUGAGUUUUCUGCCCUCAGAGCAGAAAAUGAGAAAAUAAAACUUGAACUACACCAGUUAAAGCAGCAAGUAAUGGAUGAAGUGACCAAAGUCCGGACAGAUACCAAAUUAAACUUCAAUCUAGAAAAGAGCAGAGUAAAAGAAUUGUACUCAUUGAAUGAGAAGAAGAUGCUGGAACUGAGGACAGAAAUAGUGUCCCUGCAUGCCCAGCAGGAUAGAGCCCUGACGCAGACCGACAGGAAGAUAGAGACCGAGGUGGCUGGCCUCAAGACAAUGCUGGAAGCCCACAAGCUUGACACAAUCAAAUACUUAGCAGGGUCUGUGUUUACGUGCCUAACAGUAGCUCUGGGAUUUUACCGCCUGUGGAUAUAAUAAAGUGUCUAUUUAAAGAAA